This is a messenger RNA of Chara braunii, 1219 nucleotides long. Lineage: Eukaryota; Viridiplantae; Streptophyta; Charophyceae; Charales; Characeae. The record is from the annotation of a GenBank genome assembly.
ACUCCGCAUAACAAUUCGUAAGUUAAUCACUGUGCUGUGGAGGCAGUUAUUGCCCCAAGAUCGCAAGAUCGAAUCCUCAAGAUAUAAGAAGAUAGGGGGGGGGGGGAAGACAAAAAGAGAAGAGACCAGCUGCGCGCAACGCCGUCGACGCAGUCACCAGCCCGGUUUCUGCUCCUUGCACCAUCCCUAACGUUUUCUUGGUCUGCUUAUCGCAGUGGUUCCGUCUGCAACGGCCAGCGACGGUGGUGGUUCUCUUAAACAGCUGUGGUUUUGUUGCUUCCGGUCCUUUCGGAGACUCCCCUUGACCGUGGGCUGGUCCAUUGUAACCAAGAACAACAACAAACAGGAUCAUGGCGAAGGUUCCGAUCCAGAAGAACAGAGCCCUCAUCGCGCUCUUCCUUUUCUGCCUAAUGGCCGCUACUGUGAUCCCUGGAGUCUAUGCAGRACCUCUAGUGCGCGACAACACGUACGACACCCCUUCACAAUGCGAGCACUUGUGCGAGUACCACUGCUCCGGUCUCACAGAUAUCCUGUCCUGGAAGCUCGGCUGCACCCGGACUUACCAUUGGAAGUGCGACGGCACAGAAGUUUGCACUUGCACUAUUUGCUACGAGGGUGCUUUUUGCGGGGAGUUUGGGUGUUGAAASAGGACCACUUUGGACAAGCAUUCCCAAAAGGAGCAACGGAGGGACGGAGGGACUGAGGGACUGAGGCACUGAGGGAAUUAGCUUUCGUUUCAUCCUGGAUGUCAGUGCCCACAAGUUCCUCUGCAUUGAGGUCCCAAUGGAGGAAGACAAGCAGAUUGAUCUCCACACAGAUGGCCACAGUGGAGAGAGGCCAAAUAUAUCGUUGACAUGGAUCGACGUCUGCAAAGUGGUGUAGAGUCUGUAGACAGAUUGUUCUUGCUGGUGUGUACCGAAUGCUUUUGUGGAGAGAGGCCAAAUAUAUCGUUGGCAUGCUUUUCAACAGUUUUUGUUUUUGCAUCUUCUUGAUUUCUCGGUUGGGGGCAUGUGGAUGAUGUGGUUAUGGGUGUAGAAGUGUGUGCAUAAUUGAAGGGGGCGGCUAACUUGAAGGAGCAAUGCCAUGUGUAGAUCAGGAGUCCGCACCCUGACAUGCUUCUYAUCACUAUUCAGUUUUUUGCAUCUUCUUGGAUUGAAUUUCUCGUUUGGGGGGAAAUUGGAAGCAUGUGUCAGUGGCCAGGGGUGAAGGAGCUUGUCCA